This is a messenger RNA of Monoraphidium neglectum, 2379 nucleotides long. Its product is annotated as mannosyl-oligosaccharide glucosidase. The coding region runs from base 1 to 2379 and encodes 792 amino acids. Gene Ontology annotation, biological process: protein N-linked glycosylation; oligosaccharide metabolic process. Gene Ontology annotation, molecular function: Glc3Man9GlcNAc2 oligosaccharide glucosidase activity. NCBI's taxonomy places the organism in Eukaryota, Viridiplantae, Chlorophyta, Chlorophyceae, Sphaeropleales, Selenastraceae. The transcript has 10 exons. The record is from RefSeq and is a predicted model, not a curated record. Gene Ontology annotation, cellular component: endoplasmic reticulum membrane.
AUGGGCAUCGAGGAGGCCUUCACCAAGCUGGCCGGCCUCUGCGCCAACGAGGUCGUGCACAGCGGCAUCCCCUGCUGCGGCAUGGCCGGAGACAGGGGCAUGCGGUAUGAGGAGCUGACCGCGGCCAGCCUGCAGCACCUCAACCUGCCGGCCGGCUGCAAGGACGGCUACUCCACCAGCCGGACCUGCGAGAUGUCGCUCAGCAACCACAGCGGCAUCAACUUCAGGGGGCUGGUAUACCUAAUCGACGAGGCGGCGCGCCCCAAGCAGCAGCAGCAGCACAAGGCAGCGUCUGAGGCCGGCCCCCUGCUGGGACUCAUGUGGUUCGACCCCGCCAGCACGGAAAACCCCAUGAACCUCCGCCACGACGCGCAGCAGGGCGACCGCCUGGAGCGGCACGGCUGGCUGGCGCACGACGGGAAGACGUACGGGCGGCAGCUGAUAGAGGACGGGGAGGUCCACAUGAAUAUAACCAUGGUCAAGGUGCCGGGCGCCAGCGGCGCCGGCUACGGCGGCGACUGGGUGGUGCGCGUCGAGGCGCGCGCCAAGGCGCCGCCCGAGGACAUGAGGGUUGUGCCUCUGGAGGACAUCCCUGUGGAGCAGCUGAGCCUGAUCGUUUACAUUGCGGACGGAAGGCUGGGGGGCGCCAAGAUGGAGGCGGUGCCUGGGGGGCACAAGAAGCGGCUGAAAGAGGGGUUAGUGAUGGCCUCUGGCACAGACGACCAUAUCGGCGACUGGGCCCUCCACCUGCGCCCCGGCCCCGGCGGCAGCGCCGCCGCGCAGGCGCGCGCCGCAGCGGCCCGCACUGCGUACACGGCACUGCCUAUACAGCAGGAGGCGCACCUGGUGGGAAUCAAGGACCUGGCUAGGAAUCUUCUUAUGGAGGGUACCAAACGCGUAGGUUACAAGCGCGUGAAGAUGCACAGCGUCCUGCAGGACGACCCCGGCCUCACGCUGGCCCAGAUCAGUUUUGAGGUCGGCGCCGAGGCGUCCACCACCGUCGACAUCGCAUUCCUGUCAAACCCCAAGGGGAAGGGGGCAGAGCAGCGCCUUGCAGCCAUCACGGGGCCCGCCCUCACCAAGCUCAUCCAAAGGCGCGAAAACGCAUUCAACCGCCGCUUCGACAAAGUGUUCCGCCCCAAGCCCGUCGGCGACCAUCCGGCCGCCUGGGUCGAGGUCGUGUCGCGCGCCGCGCUGUCAAACCUGAUCGGCAGCAUGGGCUACUUUGUCGGCGAGUCCCUCGUGCGCCUGCCGCCCGGCGUCGCGCCCGCGCCGGACCGGGUCAAAGCUUCCGCGUUUGACCAGGGCAGCGGCACCUGGGUCACGCCCAACUGGCGCGCCGCGCUGUACACCGCGACGCCGAGCAGAAGCUUCUUCCCGCGCGGCUUCCUCUGGGACGAGGGCUUCCACCAGCUGCUCGUCCAGAAGUGGGACCCGAGGAUCUCCCGCGACGCGCUGGCGCACUGGCUGGAUCUCAUGAAUUCGGAGGGGUGGAUCCCGCGGGAGCAGAUCUUGGGGGAGGAGGCGCGCGCGCGGGUGCCGGCCGAGUUUGUGGUGCAGCACCCCGACCACGCGAACCCUCCGAGCCUGAUGCUGCCACUGGCGCUGAUGGCGCGCGCCGCCGCCGCGGGCGCGGCAUCAGGCGCGGCGGAGGGCGCCGGGGAGGGGGCCGGGGACGCGGCAGGGUCCGCAAAGGCGGCGGCGGAGACGGAGGCGGCGCGGCAGUGGCUGGAGCGGGCGUGGCCGCGGCUGGAGGUGUGGUACUCUUGGUUCAACCGCACGCAGGCUGGGCAGCUGCCGGGCAGCUACAGGUGGCACGGCCGCGACGCGUCCACAGACCUCGAGCUCAACCCCAAGACCCUCACGUCCGGCCUGGACGACUACCCCCGCGCCUCCCACCCCACCGACGACGAGCGGCACGUCGACCUGCUCUGCUGGAUGGCCCUCGCGUCGAGGACCAUGGCGGAGGUUGGCGCCGCCGCAGGCGCGCCGCCCGCGCGCGUGCGGGCGCACGCGGCGGCGGCGGAGGCGCUGGGGUCGCUGGAGCACCUGAAGCAGCUGCACUGGGACGAGGGGCGGGGCAUGCGCAACACAGAGCACGACCCCCCGUACUGGCGCGGCCAGAUCUGGAUCAACAUCAACUACCUCGCGCUCAGGGCCCUGCACCACUACUCCACCACCCCUGGGCCCCACGCUGACAAGGCGGCCGACGCGUACCGCCGCCUGCGUACCGCGCUGCUGGGCAACCUGCUGGGGCAGUACUACUCGACCAGCUACCUCUGGGAGCAGUACGAUGACGUCACCGGUGACGGGAUCAGCAGCCACCCGUUCACGGGGUGGACGGCGCUGCUAACCCUCGCGGCGGCGGAGGUGUACUGA